UGUGCUUACUCAGAGGAGUGUCUCAUGAACACUUUGCUUGAAAAGAAACGCUAUAAUCCGCUCAUCCGCCCGGCUGUCAACAGGACCGAGAGAGUCACAGUGAAGCUGCAAGUGUCUCUGGCUCAGCUCAUCAGUGUAAAUGAAAGAGAACAGAUCAUGACUACAAAUGUCUGGCUCACUCAGCACUGGGUGGAUUACAGGUUAUCAUGGGACCCUUCAAAAUACGAAGGUAUCGACAAGCUACGUAUUCCUUCCCGACACAUUUGGCUCCCAGAUAUUGUCCUGUACAACAACGCUGAUGGUACCUAUGAGGUGACAGUCUUUACCAAUGCCGUUGUCCUUUACAAUGGCAGCAUCAACUGGCUUCCUCCAGCCAUCUACAAAAGUGCCUGUAAGAUUGAGGUCAAGCAUUUUCCCUUCGACCAGCAGAAUUGCACCCUCAAAUUCCGCUCUUGGACAUAUGACCAUACGGAGAUCGACCUGAUCCUGAAGUCUGAGGUGGCUAGCAUGGAUGAUUUUACUCCCAGUGGUGAGUGGGAUAUCUUGGCGCUGCCAGGCAGACGAACUGUCAACCCUCUGGAUCCCACCUAUGUGGACCUCACGUAUGACUUCAUCAUCAAGAGGAAGCCCCUUUUCUACACCAUCAACCUCAUCAUCCCCUGUGUUUUGAUCACCUCUCUGGCCAUUCUGGUCUUCUACUUACCUUCAGACUGCGGGGAGAAGAUGACCCUCUGCAUCUCCGUCCUCUUGGCUCUCACUGUGUUCUUGCUUUUGAUCUCAAAGAUUGUUCCUCCCACCUCACUGGAUGUGCCACUGAUUGGCAAGUACCUGAUGUUCACCAUGGUGCUGGUGACCUUCUCCAUUAUCACUAGUGUGUGCGUGCUCAACGUGCACCACCGCUCUCCCAGCACCCACACCAUGCCUUCCUGGGUCAAGCUGAUAUUUCUUGUGAAACUGCCUGCCUUGCUCUUCAUGAGACGCCCUCACAAUAACUCUGCACGCCAGAGACUUCAACAACAGCGGUGUCUACGGGCGAGGAGAGCCAUUUUGGGCUUGGGUUACCCAGUUGGAUCCAAAACAGGUAUCAACAUGUCGUCUUCUGCCCUGCUGUCUUCCGACUCUGUAUUGUCCAACCCAGGACACCAAAAUCGAAGCAACUCAGAUUGGGCUGCUGAUGUCCAGGAGGCAGUGAACGGGGUGCGCUUUGUGGCUGAGCACAUGAUGGGAGAUGAUGAUGAUCAGAGUGUGAUUGAGGACUGGAAGUAUGUGGCUAUGGUGGUGGAUCGUAUGUUCCUGUGGAUCUUUGUGAUAGUGUGUGUGGUGGGCACCCUGGGCUUAUUUCUUCAGCCAGUCUUCCAGAGUCAGAUUAUUCCCAGCCAGCAGCCCAGCUCAGAAACCCCUCGCAUAUGAUGAGCAAUGAACA
Molecule: messenger RNA, 1423 nt
Organism: Morone saxatilis (striped sea-bass)
Lineage: Eukaryota; Metazoa; Chordata; Actinopteri; Moronidae
Gene: chrnb4
Product: cholinergic receptor, nicotinic, beta 4 (neuronal)
Exons: 6
Coding region: 25-1410 (461 amino acids)
Biological process (GO): regulation of membrane potential; signal transduction; chemical synaptic transmission
Cellular component (GO): neuron projection; postsynaptic membrane; synapse
Molecular function (GO): transmembrane signaling receptor activity; acetylcholine-gated monoatomic cation-selective channel activity
Source: RefSeq, a predicted model, not a curated record